Messenger RNA from Odocoileus virginianus texanus, 3366 nucleotides. The record is from RefSeq and is a predicted model, not a curated record. Lineage: Eukaryota; Metazoa; Chordata; Mammalia; Artiodactyla; Cervidae.
AUGCCCAGGUACACGGCGCACGUGCGCGGAGAGUGGCUGGCCGUGCCCUGCCAGGACGCGCAGCUCACGGUGGGCUGGCUGGGCCGCGAGGCCGUGCGGCGCUACAUCAAGAACAAGCCCGACAACGGCGGCUUCGCCUCGGUGGACGACGCCCGCUUCCUCGUGCGCCGCUGCAAAGGCCUGGGCCUGCUGGACAGUGAGGACCCGCUGGAGGUGGCCCUGGAGGACAACGAGUUCGUGGAAGUGGUUAUAGAAGGAGAUGCUAUGUCUCCCGACUUCAUUCCUUCGCAGCCAGAAGGAGUUUACUUAUACAGCAAAUACCGGGAACCUGAGAAGUACAUCUCCUUAGAUGGGGACAGUCUGACCACAGAGGACCUGGUCAGCUUGGGCAAGGGACACUACAAAAUCAAGCUCACCCCCACUGCUGAAAAGAGGGUGCAAAAAUCCAGGGAAGUCAUAGACAGAAUCGUGGAAGAAAAAACUGUUGUUUACGGCAUUACUACGGGUUUUGGGAAAUUUGCCAGAACUGUAAUUCCUGUCAGUAAACUCGAAAAAUAUCAGUUCUGUUUUGUAGGUGUUGGGAAACCACUAAUCCCUGAGAGAUGCCGGAUGCUCUUGGCUUUAAGGAUCAAUGUCUUAGCCAAAGGAUACAGUGGCAUUUCCCUGGAGACUCUCAAACAAGUUAUCGAAGUAUUUAAUGGUAAUGCAAUGGAUCCCCAAAUAACCCUCCAUGCAGGCUGGGUCCUCGCAGCUCAUGGAUUGAAGCCAAUUGUUUUGAAACCAAAAGAGGGUCUGGCGCUCAUCAACGGGACGCAGAUGAUCACCUCCCUGGGCUCUGAGGCUGUGGAGAGGGCCAGCGCCAUCGCUCGGCAAGCUGACAUAGUGGCGGCCUUGACCCUCGAGGUGCUCAAGGGUACCACCAAAGCCUUCGAUACUGACAUUCACGCUGUUCGUCCUCAUCGUGGGCAAAUUGAAGUUGCUUUUCGGUUUCGGUCCCUCUUGGACUCAGAUCACCACCCAUCUGAAAUAGCAGAAAGUCACAGGUUCUGCGAUCGUGUUCAAGAUGCAUACACCUUGCGCUGCUGUCCACAGGUCCAUGGUGUGGUGAAUGACACAAUAGCAUUUGUGAAGAACAUCAUAACCACGGAAAUUAACAGUGCAACAGAUAACCCUAUGGUCUUUGCCAACAGGGGAGAGACUAUUUCUGGAGGAAACUUCCAUGGUGAAUAUCCAGCCAAAGCCCUGGACUAUUUGGCCAUUGGUGUCCAUGAACUUGCUGCAAUUAGUGAAAGAAGAAUCGAAAGACUCUGCAAUCCCUCCCUCAGCGAGCUGCCUGCCUUCCUGGUGGCCGAAGGCGGUCUGAAUUCUGGAUUCAUGAUAGCCCACUGCACCGCUGCAGCCCUGGUUUCUGAGAACAAGGCUCUGUGCCACCCCUCGUCCGUGGACUCCCUCUCCACCAGCGCGGCCACGGAGGACCACGUCUCCAUGGGAGGAUGGGCAGCCAGGAAGGCUCUCAGGGUCAUUGAGCAUGUGGAGCAAGUGUUGGCCAUCGAGCUUCUUGCAGCCUGCCAGGGCAUAGAGUUCCUCCGCCCCUUGAAAACCACCACUCCACUGGAGAAGGUCUAUGACCUGGUGCGCUCUGUCGUGAGGCCCUGGAUAAAAGAUCGCUUCAUGGCCCCAGACAUUGAGGCAGCGCACAGGCUGCUCGUAGAGCAGAAGGUUUGGGAAGUAGCUGCACCAUACAUUGAAAAAUACAGGAUGGAGCAUAUUCCGGAAUCAAGACCUGUUUCUCCAACAGCAUUUUCACUGGAAUUUCUGCACAAGAAAUCUACCAAGAUCCCAGAGUCUGAGGAUCUUUAAUGCUUUUUGUCAUGAAUUAGCAGAUUAGAUAGCACUUAAUUUUACAGAAAACAGUACUAUGCUGAGGGAGAGACCUGAGAACUUUCUCAGGUAGAUCAAUCUAUUAUAUGGUUUGGGUCUUAUAAUACCUGCUGUGGUUAGGCUGGUGAUAAUAUUACAUUUACUAAACCUAGUACUGUGUUCUUGUUGACCUGGUUAGGGAUGUAAACGGUGUUUCCGGGUUAUAGGACUUUAAUUAUUUCUUAAUGAUAUCUACAGGUCACUCAUUCCUUAGGAUGAGAAGAGUAACCACAAUUGUGUGGAUGUUUGACUCUUGACAUUAGAUGAACUCAAAUCUUGAAAAAGAUUGAUGGCAUUCUUUUCCAAAAACAUUAGACUUCUGUGAAUCUUUCUUUUGUUUUGGUUUUUUGGUUUUUUCUCUUUGUUUUUGCUUUGACAAGUUCUAGUUAACUUUGGUGGAUUAUACUAAGCCAUGAUAUGAUGAAUGUCCCUUAAUAUGUCUUUGUAAACAAUACUUUUUAAGUCAUAAUUUGUUCUCAAGCUACUUCUUAUUAGUUGAAUUGUAGUAAAGAAUAGUCAAUUGGUCAACAAGACAUUCUGCGUCAAGGAGUUAAGGAAUGAAUAGAAAGAUUGCUAUUAGAGUGGUUCUCAAUGAACUGUUUCAUAUAUAUCAAAUGCCACUAUACAUAUCAAAGAAAGGAUUCAGAUGCUUAAACUGUAGUAGGAGGUUAGUGUUAUUGCUGCCUUAUUACGUGUGAGUACUUUGUUCAUGUUCUUGUAAUAACCUAGCUUAAGAAGCCUCCUCAUUUCACAGGUAAGGAAUCUGAUGUUUAGAAGUUAACCAGCCCUUCUUUGUAACGGUAAUCAUUAAAACAAGGCCCUGUUGGCAGAGAUCAGAUGGGCCUCAGGAUGUUACCCAGUGAGGAAGAUAAAGGACCCCUUGGGAAGGCUUAAGUGUAAUUGUCCAGAAGAAGGCUGGAUCUAGUGACUUCUUGACUCCCUGAGGCUAUGACUCUGCACCAUUCUGUGCAAACAAGAGCAAAGCUCGCUCCAAGUGCAGUGAAACCGUGGCUCUAACGACUGCGUUUGGUCAAGGAAAGGGCAGCAUGCUUGCCCGCUUUCCCGCCUGAUGACAGCCUUAAAUGGUCCAACAUGCAUUUCACAGCAGAGUUUUUCCUAAUUGCAGCCUGUCCACAGGAAAGGUGGAGACAGAGGUACAAAUGAAAAUGUGCUGAGGAACCUGUUGACCAAAAGGUGGUUCUUGAUGCUGUUCUUUGCUGGAAACGUGGACACAGGAGUGACGUUUAUUCAUUCUCAUCCACGAGCUGCAGUGGAGCAAGUCAGCCCAGUGGUUUGAGGCUGUUUGUCACUUUGCUGUGGGGUUUUCUGGUGGCCAGGGCUUGUCCUCUGGGCCCUUUGUUAUUGAGUUUUCUAUACAGCUCUGUCACUGUGCCCUCAAGGGAAUUUCAAGGUAAAUGUGGAAUAAACUAAGUCUUUACUGUCUUA